Messenger RNA from Camelina sativa (false flax), 687 nucleotides. RefSeq lists its product as uncharacterized. NCBI's taxonomy places the organism in Eukaryota, Viridiplantae, Streptophyta, Magnoliopsida, Brassicales, Brassicaceae. The record is from RefSeq and is a predicted model, not a curated record.
CAAUUCCCUUAUAAAUAAAACACCUCGUCCCACCACUUGUCUCUCAUAAGCAAAUAUAGAAACAUGGAAGCUAUAGUACUGAUCCCAUUCCCAUUGUCGCCACUCAGGUUCCACCCAUUGAGGACAACAUCACAAAGGAUCGCCACCGGAACGUCCAAGAGAAGACGAGCUUCCACCACCGUGUGUGCUGAGUACUACAGAGGAGGAAGAACUGUGGACGAGAACAUGGUUGUCCUUAGGAAACGGAUCCACGAGAUGAAGAUGGUUGAGCGGAACUAUGAACCGCCUUCUCAUUGGAUGCAAUGGGAGAAGCGUUUAUAUUGUAACUACGACGCUACUAUAUGUGACGUAAUCUCUCUUCUCCAAACUUUUCUUAUGAACUCUCGUCCUAGCGUCGCGUUUGGAACGAUGCUUGUUCUCCUCGUCAGUGUUCCUGUUUCCUCUGCCGUUUUUGCGUUUAGCAUCGUCGAUUUCGCUCUUUGGCUUUUGGACGCCGCUCACGUAGUAUGAUCCGUAAUUAAAGAUUAUAUUUUCUCUUUGUUGUUUUAUCUCGUAAUUAAGUACUUCUUUUCAAAAACUAAAGAAAGAAAUAAUUAUUGAGAAAUCCUAAGACAAUGUAUCUGGAUUUGUAUUUUAAAGAAUCCUAAGGUUUUAGGGAAACGAAAAUAAUGAAUCAUGCAUUUUUCA